UCAGGGAAAGCUUUUCUUCUCCCUGCGAGCACCCUCCCCGCCUGCAAACACCGGAUACUCCAGCCUUAAAAAAGAGAGAGAGGGAAAAAAAAGAGACCCCUGCACGGUGACGGCCGAGAGCGGCGAGAGAAGGACUCCUUCCUGCGUCGUGCUUCCGUCCCUAACCCGGCCUCUGAUUAGAUUUUGGUUCGUUUGGGUAUAUUUUCCCCUGGCCGUUUGACUCCUUUUUUUGUGUGUAACCGACAUGGUCGAUUAUCACGCCGCUAAUAACCAAUACUCAACGGGCGGGCCGCAGACAUACAUGGAGCAGGAAAACGACUGGGACCGGGACUUGCUCCUGGACCCGGCAUGGGAGAAACAGCAAAGGAAGACGUUCACGGCGUGGUGCAAUUCCCACCUCCGCAAGGCCGGCACACAGAUCGAAAACAUCGAGGAGGACUUCAGGGAUGGACUCAAACUCAUGCUGCUACUGGAGGUCAUCUCAGGUGAGCGGUUACCCAAGCCCGAGCGAGGCAAAAUGAGGGUUCACAAGAUCAACAAUGUCAACAAAGCUCUGGACUUCAUCGCCAGCAAGGGAGUCAAACUGGUCUCCAUUGGCGCAGAGGAAAUCGUGGACGGAAAUGCCAAGAUGACCCUGGGAAUGAUCUGGACCAUCAUCCUCCGCUUUGCCAUCCAGGACAUCUCUGUUGAAGAGACAUCGGCUAAGGAGGGUCUUCUGUUGUGGUGCCAGAGGAAGACCGCUCCCUACAAGAAUGUCAAUGUGCAGAACUUCCACAUUAGCUGGAAGGACGGGCUCGCCUUCAACGCUCUGAUCCACAGACACAGACCGGAACUCAUCGACUACGACAAGCUCAGAAAGGAUGACGCUGUGACCAACCUGAACAAUGCCUUUGAGGUGGCCGAGAAGUACUUGGACAUCCCCAAAAUGUUGGAUGCCGAAGACAUCGUGGGCACGCUGAGGCCUGACGAGAAGGCCAUUAUGACCUAUGUGUCCUGCUUCUAUCACGCCUUCUCGGGCGCGCAGAAGGCCGAGACCGCAGCCAACCGCAUCUGCAAAGUACUGGCGGUCAACCAGGAGAAUGAGCACUUGAUGCAAGAGUAUGAGAAACUGGCCAGUGACCUAUUGGAGUGGAUCCGUCGCACCAUUCCCUGGCUGGAGAAUAGAAAUCCAGAGAAGACCAUGUCUGAGAUGCAGCAGAAGCUGGAGGACUUCCGAGACUACCGUCGCAUCCACAAACCACCAAAGGUCCAGGAGAAAUGUCAGCUUGAGAUCAACUUCAACACGCUGCAGACCAAACUGAGAUUGGGUGGCAGACCUGCCUUCAUGCCGUCAGAGGGACACAUGGUGUCUGAUAUCAACAGAGCAUGGCAUACUCUGGAGGGUGCCGAGAAGGGCUACGAGGAGUGGCUCCUCAACGAGAUACGACGUCUGGAGAGAUUGGAUCACUUGGCCGAGAAGUUCCGCCAGAAGGCCUCCAUCCACGAAUCCUGGACCGACGGCAAGGAGGCCAUGCUGACUCAGAGAGACUUUGAGACAGCCUCGCUGUCCGAGGUAAAGGCGUUGCUCCGCAAACACGAGGCCUUCGACAGCGACCUGGCCGCCCAUCAGGACCGAGUGGAGCAGAUCGCUGCCAUCGCGCAGGAACUCAAUGAGCUGGACUACUACGAUUCUCCCAAUGUCAACGCUCGCUGCCAGAAGAUCUGCAUGCAGUGGGACAGUCUUGGAGAACUCACCCAGAGGCGCAGGGACUCUCUUCAGAAAACAGAGAAACUGCUGGAGUCCAUCGAUGAGCUUUAUCUGGAGUACGCCAAACGAGCAGCGCCCUUCAACAACUGGAUGGAGGGGGCCAUGGAAGACCUGCAGGACAUGUUUAUCGUCCACAACAUUGAAGAGAUCCAGAGUCUGAUCCGUGCCCACGAGCAGUUCAAGUCUACCUUGCCCGAUGCCAACAAGGAGCGCGAGGCCAUCCAGGCCAUCCACAGCGAGGUGCAGAAGAUCGCCCAGCACAAUGGCAUCAAGCUGAGCGGAACCAACCCGUACACCACCAUCACGCCACAGAGUAUCGACAGCAAGUGGGACCAGGCAGAGAGGUUGGUGCCUCAGCGUGACCGGGCCCUCCAGGAGGAGCUUUCGAAGCAGCAGUCCAACGACAACCUGAGACGUAACUUUGCCGAGCAAGCCAAUGUGGUGGGACCCUGGAUACAAAACAAGAUGGAGGAAAUCGGCACGAUAUCCAUCGAAAUGAUCGGCACUCUGGAGGACCAGCUGACCAACCUGAAGGAGUACGAGAGCAGCAUCGUGAACUACAAGCCCAAUAUUGAACAGCUGGAGGGCGUCCACAAGCUCAUCCAGGAAGCCCUCAUCUUUGACAACGCGUACACGGCCUACUCCAUGGAGCACAUCCGCGUGGGCUGGGAGCAGCUGCUCACCACCAUCGCCAGGACCAUCAACGAGAUUGAGAACCAGAUCCUGACGCGUGACGCCAAGGGCAUCAGCCAGGAGGAGUUGUACGAGUACCGUGCCUCCUUCAACCACUUUGACAAGGAUCACAGUGGGGCUCUCAUGGCCGAGGAGUUCAAGGCCUGUUUGAUCAGUUUGGGCUACGACGUGGAGAACAAUAAGCAGGGCGACGCUGAGUUCGCCCGCAUCAUGGGCAUCGUGGACCCCAACAACACGGGCACCGUCACCUUCCAGGCCUUCAUUGAUUUCAUGUCUCGGGAAACCACAGACACGGACACCGCAGACCAAGUCAUUGCCUCCUUCAAGAUCCUGGCAGCGGAUAAGAACUUCAUUACUGCUGACGAGCUGAGGCGGGAGCUACCACCCGACCAGGCAGAGUAUUGCAUCGCCAGGAUGGCGCCCUACUCUGGGCCCGACUCCGUCCCCGGCGCCCUCGACUACAUGUCCUUCUCCACCGCCUUAUACGGCGAGAGUGACCUGUAAAGACGGUGGACGGAAAAGGGGAUGGUAUGCGAGGGGGGCGUCGGGAAGUAAGUCGACUGCGAGGUGCAGCCCCCGCGUGUGCCACUUUGAAAGUGUUUGAGCGUGUCGAGUGAAGUGUAUUUGCUGGAAAGCCGUUUAUUCGAUAUCCUUGAUAUCCAACUUCAGGUAGUAAUACAAUUCAGGGCAUGAGUAGAACGACUAGGCAACACAAGUGGAAUAACUGUCUUUGAUUUAUUUUAUUUUUUUGCACUACUACUAGAGCUACAUUUGGCCUACUAGUGCAGAGUUGCAUACGCAAAGUUGUGCAACCACGUUACUGUGGCAAACAAAAAAUGCCCCAUUUGACAACAUGUUGCUUUACUAGUAUGUCAAGGUUGUCCUACUAGUGUGCAGAAAAAAAAUCUACAAGUGCGCUCUGGAUAGUCAAAUUGUCUUACUAAUCAGGACAGCAUGAAUACUAGUACAUGAAAGUCAGUCAGGCAUUUACUUGAUAUCCUUGAAAUACAGCGUAAAGUUCAGUCCUAGUUCAAAGAAGAAAAAAAGAUAGUCGUUCUGCUAAUGCGCUGAAUUGUCUAGUGAGGACAAAGAGUUUACAAAUAGAUGGACCUUCAGAUGGUUAUUGAGGAUAUGGAAUCAUUGCUCUCAAGGCUUCCUUCCCUGUUUUUUUUUUGGGGUGGGAGGGAAGGGGAGGCACUUGUUAACUUAACCCUCUCUGCCUUUUUUUUUUUUUUUUUUUGAGGCGGGCAACCUGUAUAAGUAACCGAAAUUUAUUUGAUCAGUUUGGAUUCCUGACACGACUGCCGAUGUUUGUGUAUUAGGUCAUAGUUAUAUGCUGAGGCGUCCGAAUUAGGUGGAAGGGGAGGGGCGGGAUUUUUCGAGGGGGAAUUCUAUCAAUCUGAAAUGAAACCACUUAUUUACCCACAAUGCCCUUUGUUGCUGGAUAAGGUGACCAAUUUUGUUUCCCUUCCUUUUCUUGAUUUUUUUUGGGGGGGGGGGGAAUAGAGGGUGCUGUAAGGACACUGUAAAUAUGUUUUCUUCCUUUUCACAAUGACUAAUGGCACAAAAAAAAGGAAAAAAAUUGCCCAAUGAGUAACUGCCGUCAUCAUUUAAUCAAUUUUACUGAUCUGUGUCCUCAGCACCGUCUUCUUUCUUUUUCCUCUUUUUACUUCCUCUCAUCCCCCCAUUCUGACCAGUCUUCAACAAAAAUUGUCCAAAAGAAAAUGAAAUCUAUGCAAUAUUAAUGAUGAUGAAUUGAGGGAAGGGGGGGGGGGUCUAAAUUGAUGGCAGAUUUUUUUUUCUGACUGUUUGUUUGCUUGUUUUUUUUUUUUUUUAAAGGGGGCACAUAUUAGAGGAGGGGACAAACAGGAAGUCGCGUACAAAAAGACUCCAGGACCAAAAGCUUCUAGCUCUCUUUUCUUGCUAUUUUUCUUUCUUUCUCUUCACCUGGCAGGAGAAAUGAACUCUGGAAAUUGUGAUUUUUUUUGUUUUUUCUCCCUUUUUUGUACUCUUUAAUAAUAAUGAGAAACCUUAUCUGCUGUACUGGAAACUGCAAAAAGGCCUUUUUUUUCUGUCUAACCAUGAUGAUGAUGAUGACGACGAUGAUGAGUGAUGCUCACCAAGCACACAUAAAAAGUUUCCUUACAAAAAAAUG
This is a messenger RNA of Syngnathus typhle (broad-nosed pipefish), 4595 nucleotides long. RefSeq names its product actinin, alpha 4 (gene actn4). Gene Ontology annotation, molecular function: actin filament binding; calcium ion binding. Lineage: Eukaryota; Metazoa; Chordata; Actinopteri; Syngnathiformes; Syngnathidae. The record is from RefSeq and is a predicted model, not a curated record. The transcript has 22 exons. Bases 245 to 2944 code for a protein of 899 amino acids. Gene Ontology annotation, cellular component: plasma membrane; Z disc; cell projection. Gene Ontology annotation, biological process: actin cytoskeleton organization; muscle cell development.